CCCGACUGUAUGCUCACACAAAUGGCGCUUAUAGAUCCAUGCAACUGAUAUCAGUGUGGGGUAAGCAAAAUCAAUAAAGCUAGUGUAGAGUUAGCAAAAUCAAUAAAGCUUGAGUUUUAUAAGUUCCUACAGCUGUGACACCUAUGGCAGACAGUCUGCUUGGAAUGUUUGCUGUAAUAUAUUGAGUUGUUAGUCACCGCAUCGCAAGAAUAUUAUUCUACAACCAGCAGAUCUCUUAGUUGUUAUAACUUAAACUUGUAUCGCUAUAGUACUCACUGAUCAAACACACAGUCUGUUCACUGUUAUCUAUCUACCUUGGCGAGUGGAUCGAGCUGAUGGGUGUCCAGUUGAAGGAAACUGGGGCCUUGUGUUGUAUGUCAUUGUUGGUGCCACGAUAACUACGCAGUCAUGCUGUUUUACCCAGCAAAACAAACAUGGAAACUGGUCGUUUUUGUGUUUGUUAAUCUCCAGUUCACACCAGGUCUUCAACAAUCACUGAACAUCACCAGCACAGCACCCUCAGCUUAUGCAGAGGACUGUCCUGACUUUGAAUUGCUAGUUCAGAUUCACUGUGGAGUUCCAGCGGAACGCGACUGCAUACUGAAGCGCUGGGUAUGUGAUGGCUAUCCAGAUUGUCCUCAGGAAAAUGAUGAAAGUCCUGCCACGUGUCAGAACACUGACCCUUGUGUGCCACAACCAUGUCAGAAUGGAGGUGUUUGCUAUGGAUUUCCAGCAAUGGAGAAUAUUUCGGUUGCUUACUUCAUCUGCAAGUGCCCUGAGCAUUUAACAGGCAUCACUUGCAGUGUUUUUAUUCCCACCACCACUGUUGCUUACUCCCCAGUGACGUCUGCUACCCCAAGUCCUAAUACCACCCUGUCAGGAUCUGCGCAGACAACAACUACAUUAAUAGUAAAUACAACGGCCAACAGCUCAACCACAGAUGACUUGACUGGAUGUGACUCAAAGCCAUGCAUGCAGGGUGCCUGUUCAGCACUGCGAGGAGGGGCCUAUUACUGCAGUUGCAUUCCAGGGUAUGGUGGUGUAAACUGUGAGAUAGUGACUCAGCCAUGUCUUUCCCAACCCUGUUUGAAUGGGGGUUUGUGCCAGGAAAACAGUACUACCUACGGAUGUGUGUGCCCUGCAGGUUUUACUGGUUUGCACUGUGAAAACAAGAUCCUGGCCUGCGAUAGUUCUCCAUGUCUUAAUGGUGCUACCUGUCAAAAUACACCAGUGGGUUUUUUGUGCACCUGUCAGAAAGGCUAUGAAGGGCUACGCUGUGAGAGUCAGACAAAUCUGUGCACUUCAAUGCCGUGUUUGUUUAACAGCACUUGCAUCCCAGGGCUGAACUCUUUUAAGUGUUUGUGCCAGCCAGGUUAUGCAGGAGAGUUUUGUGAACGUUUGCAAAUGUGUCAUGAUGGUGACCCUUGCCAAAACUUUGGGAUUUGCAUACCAGCUUUCCUAUCAUUGCUACAGCCAAGCUGUGCCUGUCUCGAUGGAUUUACUGGCAGCUGGUGUCAAAUCAAUGUGGAUGAAUGUGCCAAUAACCCAUGUGGCACUCAUGGCACAUGCAUAGACAGCAUCAACAGCUACACAUGUAACUGCAACCCUGGUUAUGUUGGAACCAACUGUGACAGAUCUAUGGAUCAAGAUCCUUGUGUACCCCAGCCAUGUCAAAAUGGUGGCUAUUGCUGUUCACGUGGAAAGCAAGGCUGUCCUGUCAAUAUGGUUGAAGGACAGUACCAGUGCUUCUGCUAUAAUGGAUAUACAGGUAGUCACUGUGAACAGUCAGUUGGAGCAUGCAUGACCAGACCUUGUCAAAAUGGAGGAGUGUGCACAUUAUCUGACUCUUCUUACCACUGCACAUGUCCACUGACCUUUACUGGGGUCAACUGCACACUGCCUAUACCCUGCGCUAGUGGGCCAUGUUUCAAUGGUGCAACAUGCAAGGAGGUUAACGAAAGUUACAUCUGUGAAUGUGGAGCUACAGCUUAUGGAGUUAACUGCCAGUUUUCACAGAGAUGUUCAAGUGAUUUUUGUUCCAAUGGAGGCAUCUGCAGGGAGACAGAAAAAGGAACAGUUUGUGAGUGUCCCCCACAGUUUACCGGCUCUCAUUGCGAAAAUCUUUGGCCUUGCAUCUCCACUCCUUGCCAGAAUGGGGGAUCUUGUAAAAACAUCUCUGUGACAGAAUUCCAGUGUCAGUGUAGGGAUGGUUUCACAGGACGUGUCUGUGAGACUGAGCUCCCUUGUCAGAGUGGACCCUGUUUGAAUGGUGGUGCAUGUGAAAAUACUGCCAGUGGCUUUGUGUGUCACUGCUUAAACAACUUUACUGGCCCCACCUGUGCCUUGCCUCCACUGUGCGCCAGUGAGCCCUGCUUGAAUGGAGGUUCAUGUGCAGAAGCUACAGGUAUUUUCCACUGCACUUGCCAGCUAGGAUUUCAGGGUGUACAAUGUGAGACCUUUCUUCCGUGCAUUAGCAGCCCUUGUGAGUUCAACUCGUCAUGCGUCAAUAUAGAUAAUACCACCUUUCACUGUCAGUGUCCCAACGGGAUCACUGGGAGCAGAUGUGAGACAAUUUUGCCAUGCAGAAGUAAUCCAUGUCUUAAUGGGGGACAGUGUACAAACCUUGACUCGAGCUACAACUGCAACUGUACCAGUGAAUUUAUAGGUGACAACUGUGAGCAAGUAUCACCUUGCCAUAAUUCCUCUUGCCUUAAUGGAGGGACAUGUGUUGUGAAUGGCAGUUCUUACACCUGUCUCUGUCCCAGAUUCUACUCUGGAGACCUCUGUGCUGAAUACAAUCCCUGCAAUAUUCUUCCUUGUCAGAAUGGAGGUAUAUGUCACAUCAAUGGAAGUCAGUUUUACUGCACGUGUCCUCAAGGUUACACAGGUACACUGUGUGAAACCUUCUCUCCGGUUUGCCAGAAUCAGCCAUGUCUUAACAAUGGCACUUGUCAGCCAAGCGGUGAUUCCUUUAUGUGCCUUUGCCCGCUGACAAGUGUUGGUGAUCGCUGCCAAAUCAGCUUCCCGUGUGGUAAUUCUCCAUGUCAAAAUAAUGGCGUGUGCAGAAACACUAAUGAAACAUACACCUGCCAGUGCCCUUCCCAUUACACUGGCAGAAACUGUGAAAUACCUUUGCCAUGCACAUCUGGACCAUGCGUGAAUGGUACCUGCAUAGAUGGUGCAGAUGGAGACUAUAGCUGUGAAUGUGUGCCCAAUUACUCAGGGAAGAAUUGUGAUGUGCAGGUACUUACCUGCAGUAAAGCUUUAUGUAUCAAUGGUGAUUGCAUCAUGCAAGAUGGAAUUAUGCAGUGUGUCUGUGAUAGUGGAUUCACAGGCACCAACUGUGGAAUACAGUCAACAGCAUGCCUGUCUCAUCCUUGCCUUAAUGGAGGAACCUGUCAUAAUGUGGGCUCUACCUUCGUCUGUGCCUGCCCUGCCAAUUACACAGGUGUACAGUGUGAGUCUGGUCUUCCACCAUGCUAUUUUGAACCUUGCCAGAAUGGCGCUCGCUGCAUAGAUCAGAGUGACACACAUUACAUCUGUUUUUGUCCUCCGGGCUUUAAGAGUGCCACAUGUGACACUGAAACAACAGCCUGUGACAGUUCUCCUUGUCUCAAUGGUGGGACAUGCCAGUUAUCUGGAAAUGGGUUUAUCUGUACCUGCCCUUCAGAAUAUGGAGGGGAGAUGUGUGAAUACAACCGUGGGUCAUGCUCUUCUGAGCCAUGUCAAAACCAUGGUACCUGUCUUAUGGCUGGCAGUGGUUACAUUUGUGUCUGUCAACCACCCUAUACAGGACAUGUAUGUGAGGCCAGUGUGGUCAGCUGCGGGAAUGGUUUUAACAGCCCAUGUGUUGGUCCUGGUGAAUGUUACACGGAUGAAGCUGGUGCUUACUGUGAGUGUGCUACUGGUUACAGUGGAAUCUUCUGCCAGAUUAAAGAUGGAAGAAAUUGUGAACCAAACCCUUGCAAUAAUGGUGGUUCCUGCCGUUCACAAAGUGGACUGAUAGUGUGUGAGUGCCCAGAGGGUUUCACUGGCGAAUACUGCAGUGAUGCUGCACAGAGCUGUGAAGGUAAUUACUGUAAUGGAGGUUUCUGUCGUGAGAAUUUCGACAACACUUUUUCAUGUCUCUGUCCACCUGGCACAAGUGGUCCACACUGCAACAUCACCUUUGGAUCUGGGAUUUGAAGACAAUGUGGAAACCAGUCAUCCCAUUACAGACUUUGGCUGUAAAGAACUUCUCCUAGGCCGUUAUGCAAAGACAUCAAAAACCAAAAUGUAACGUCAGAUGUUCUAGGAUUUUCUAAGAUGUGUUUUGUAAGAAUGACAUAUCUGUCUUGUGACCUGUUGGGAAGCUCAAUGUUGUUGAUUUAUCUGUUAAAUUUUAAAUCUUGUCAACUUGUCAUAUGGGAGGAUCACGUGUUUCUGAAUGCUCUGGUAUGAUUUCAUAAUAGUUGUACUUUAUGUUGUACUGUUCCCCUCUCCACUUAUGACCUCUACCCUUUUUCUGUGAGUGUGUGUGUUUUAAACAGAGCCUUAAAUCUUUAGCAGAUAAUUUUUUCAUUGUUAAUACAGAAUCUAGAAUAAAAUAGUUUUUAUAAAGUACCUUUUAACUUAUUUAAAAUUUUAUUGUAGCAUCACUCAGAGAGAGAGAGAGAGAAAAAGAGAAGUUAGUUUCUAAUUUUCGCUGUACUCUUAUAAUCUACAAAUAGGCAAUAAAUGGUUUCUAAAUAGUUUAAGCAAUAAAAUUUGGCACAGGCAGUGUGCAUUAGAUUAAAAUGAAACACCAAAGAAAGGCUAAAGACAUUUUCUAAGUUUAUUUUUCAAUGGAUCACCAACGCAACUUUCCACAACCAGGAACACAGAAUCCACACAAUUUAAGGUUUGAAGUUGGUGUCUCCAUACCUUAACAGUAACCAAACAUAAUCUAUCAAAACAAACCAAAAACAAUAAAACCAGACCCCCAGAAAGAAACUUGCUUCAUAGGUUGUGAUUAACUUUUGAAAGUUUACAAAAGAGGGAAAGGGAAACUACACAUAAUCUUUAACCAGUCUAAAAUUAACAUGCCUGCUUGGGUCAAACAAACAAAAACUGAUUUAAAAAGAUUCAAAUCAUCAUAAUUUAUAGGAAUCACACAGAUAAAGUACACAAAAUGAAACUAACAUGAUUUUGAAGGUGAUGGAGUUGAGGACCAAAAGAAUAAGAAGACAUACAGAUAUGUGAAAAAUUCUCCUGCCAGCUGACUGUUGGCAGACAUUAUGAGACAGAAAAUGAGAGCCAGCUUGGCUGUUUUAUCUGUCCUGAUGUAUAAAAUGACAAACCACUCAAUGGUUUGAAAAGAUCAUCCAUUUUUGAUAAGAAAAGGGAUUAAUGUUAUG
Molecule: messenger RNA, 5375 nt
Organism: Pomacea canaliculata
Lineage: Eukaryota; Metazoa; Mollusca; Gastropoda; Architaenioglossa; Ampullariidae
Product: neurogenic locus notch homolog protein 1-like
Exons: 17
Coding region: 409-4185 (1258 amino acids)
Biological process (GO): establishment or maintenance of epithelial cell apical/basal polarity; heterophilic cell-cell adhesion
Cellular component (GO): plasma membrane; protein-containing complex
Molecular function (GO): protein binding; calcium ion binding
Source: RefSeq, a predicted model, not a curated record